This is a messenger RNA of Pleurotus ostreatus (oyster mushroom), 321 nucleotides long. RefSeq lists its product as uncharacterized. The transcript is spliced from 2 exons. NCBI's taxonomy places the organism in Eukaryota, Fungi, Basidiomycota, Agaricomycetes, Agaricales, Pleurotaceae. The coding region runs from base 1 to 321 and encodes 106 amino acids. The record is from RefSeq and is a predicted model, not a curated record.
AUGGGGAGAGAGAAAAGGAAGCGGAGUGUAUACGUCCUGGCGCCCGAGGUCCCAACCUUCGUCGCCACUAGAGCGACCAAGAGCCGGAUCCAUCAAACGUUCAUUGAAGCCCCACCUGUCACCGAAGAACAACUGCCGUCAGAUACACCUUUGCCCACCCUUGGUUCGCCAGAUUCAUACAUGGCCGACGCGACCAUCUCUGAUCCACCUGUGGAUGCCUCUGGUUAUGUUGAAUUGAGUUUCGAGCCGGACAGGAUGCACCUCUCCUUACGUGGAGAGCAACAUACCGGCAAAGAUAUCUGGACGCCUCCUUACUACUAG